Molecule: messenger RNA, 954 nt
Organism: Bacidia gigantensis
Lineage: Eukaryota; Fungi; Ascomycota; Lecanoromycetes; Lecanorales; Ramalinaceae
Exons: 4
Coding region: 1-954 (317 amino acids)
Source: RefSeq, a predicted model, not a curated record
AUGCAGGAUUGCAAAUGGCCAGCUUCCAAUAUUGAUCUCGGCACAGGAGAAUGGUUCUUGCCCCACUUACUUUCCGAUCAACAUGAUAUUAGGGUGCGAAUCACCUACGAUGAGGCUGCUUCGAAGUCAAUUUUUCAGGAUUUUAGGGCAGUUGAGGGUCGAAAAACAGCUCUGUCGCAGCCACCUCUACCUAUCAUUCAAUUCUUGGAGCAGUUUUAUGACGUGUCAUUGCGAUGGCCAGAACACUUUGCGAGUCUUCCAGAGAAAAUGAUUGGAAGAGCCGCACAAUACCAAGCAGAUUUGAUUAGUCAAAAUCCUGGAGACUUUCGGGACGAGACCAUCCCAAUAGCACUGGCUCUACGCUGCUUAGUCCUGACACACGAAAUGUUUUUGUUCGAUUAUACUUUCCUUAGUCACGAGCUUCUGGAAAAGAAGGGUUAUCAAAAGUCCGAAGAAUCAUAUAUCGAAGAUCCGAGUGUAGAAUGUCAUCGUCUUCUACGUGGAACAGAUACCAACUCACUUCUGACGCCGAAGUGUAGUGAGAAGCUCUCUUCAAUGAUUGGAGACCUGGUGCAAGCUCUGUCGAAUAUCAUGUCGCAGAAUCGCGUGCAGGACCAACCCUUGGUUUUUUGUACUCUUCUCGUUUUCAAGAUAUUCGAAGAGAAUAUCUGGUUUAAUCGUAAGAGUCGCCGCCUCAGACUUGCUACCAGGUUGAUGGAGAACACCUUUUUCAAUCUUUGUCGAUCUUACGAGGUGUAUUCCGAAGGCUUCAAUCCCUUAUCACCAGGAUGGAAUCAGGAAGAGUGGAAACAAUUGAUGGACGGCGAUACUCUCCGUAUCGCUUGCUUUUCUGAAAUGCACGAAGAUUGGCGGGAUUUUCGGCUAUGGAUACAAUUUCCAGAGCAGCAUGAUAACCUCGAAAGACGGAUCGAAACAUUUGUCACACCUGCUUGA